UCAGUCCAACGAGGUCUACCUGCAGGUGAAUCGAUUAUUUCGGGGAGAAGGCCAAGCCUUUUCUCGGUGAGCGACCUGGUAUAGUUUGCGAUGGAGAGUCGUUCGGACAGUAUUCGAGAGGCCUCCUCCAUAUCCUCGAUUCCCGUUCUUCGGGGCAACGCCACUAACCAGAGCCUUAAGAGAAAUUCCGGAGGGAGUGUCGAACUCUCGGGCUCGCAGACCGAUGAGAAGAACAGCCCAUCCCGGGUACCCAGAAAGUUCAUUGCGAAUUGGAGGCAGGCCUGUGAUCGUACCAAAGACAGAACAAAGGAGCUGUUAAAAAGGUGGCGAACGAUACCAGGCCAAGAAGAUGGUUUCGUCAUCAACGAGCCCCCCGCUAAGGAAAUCGAUCAUCCAGGAUGGAGUGUUCAUGUGUGGACGACCUGGGUGAGCAGGUUUCCGAGUGACGAGAGCUUGACAACGAAUGAGAUGCCGUCGAAAGAUAUUGGCGCGAUACAGAGGUUAGCACCGGUUCAACGUGACAAGCUUGCCCAUUUUUUUACAUAUCUUCUGGACCAUAGGAGGACCGGAAGCGUCUCGAAGAGGGACUUCGAACUUCUGUCCGAGCGGCUGAGGAGGUUUGCGGACUGGUCGAAAAAUAGCCCUGAAUAUCUACGACUGAUGGAGAUCGAGCAGGGACUGGUAGAGUCUAUAAUAAGCCGGGACCUCGCAGCGAGUGACGACGAUGAGAAGCAGGUGGACCUGGAGGACUGGUUGAAUUGGUGGGCUCAGAAAGUCGCCCCUCAAGAAGGGAGGAGUUUCAGCGACCUCCCUCUGUGGGUUAAGGCCUUGCCGCGCGUCUUCUUCCUAGCCAUAAACACCUCGGGAACCGGGAGAAUCACCAAGGAUGAAAUUGCUGCGUUCUACAGCUUCGUCGUCGGGUUCGAUUCCGGUCGGAUUAAGUCUUGCAUCGAUGUCGCCUACAGCUCGAUGACCUCGAAUGGGGACCAUCCGCUGGGCUGGCCGCAGUACCAGCUGGUUUUCGCCAACUUUCUAUUCGGCCGGGGGCCUUUCGGCCCCGGAGAGCAUCUCCUGGGCAUGACUGAGAGCUGCGUUCUACGUGGCGACUCGAUCUCCUUCCCAAUCGAUUACUCGGCCAUGAACACCCCCGUGGACAAAAUGGAAGUUUACAGUCCUUACUGUAAGACAAAUCGACGUAGCGUGAUCGUGUAGAAGGAAGUCCCUCGUCGAAUAUAGUCAAAAUUUUUCAUCGAUUUAAAAAAUACUCAAAAAGAGAUUAUCUGGGUAGAUUCUGAUAUGUAGAUUUCUUCCGAAGAUUAUCUUGUAUUUAUUGAUCGCAAGAAAAAUAAUGUUGAUCAUUGUUAAAAGUUGACGAUAUUUCAUUGUUACGCUAUUCGUUAUCUCAGUAUAGGUGUUACUUCCCGACGUGCGGAAUUCAUGAGUUAGUCAUCCAUACGUUAAAUUAUUCUGAAUCACUUUAAUUACAGUCAAAAUUUUCGACGACUAAUAGAAAGAACCUUGAUUUCAUAUCAUAUUAGACUUUCGUGCAAUUUUACUAUGCAUAACUCUUAUUUUACGACUAUGCGACAGGCGUGCCUACAUCAGCGUGUAACGAAUAAAGUGCCUUUCUAAAAAUUAAGUGUUUGCUUCACGAAUAUUGCCAGACGUU
This is a messenger RNA of Diprion similis, 1669 nucleotides long. RefSeq lists its product as uncharacterized. The transcript has 4 exons. Lineage: Eukaryota; Metazoa; Arthropoda; Insecta; Hymenoptera; Diprionidae. The record is from RefSeq and is a predicted model, not a curated record. The coding region runs from base 91 to 1212 and encodes 373 amino acids.